CCAAACGACUCAAGGAAACUCAACUCAAGUGCUCAACCCGACGUGCUCAACUCAACGUCGGUAAUACUUAUACAUACGUAUUUAUACAUACAUACUUAUACAUACAUACUCGACGUAAUCCCAUAAUCAGGCACAGACAACAGUACAUCAUGACACUUGUCAACCCCUCCCGUAUCGCCUUGUUUGGGCCGCAAAAGGCCCACUGGACACCGCAGGCUCUCGCAGCCCUGCAGACGACGCUGAAAAGCGAUGCCCGUUUGGCCUUCCUCCGAGAGGCUCUCGAGACGCUCCCCUCGCUGUGGCCGCUGAUCGACUCUAUACUGGAUACGGCGGACACGGCAUACCCUGGGGCGCAGAAGCUGCAGCAUCUCCACGACCUUGCAACGGGUACUUCCACGAUGACGACGACGACGAAGCCGUUGGAAUUUUCCAACACGGAACUGGCGCCGCUCACAGUGGUGUCCCAGGUAGUGGACUGGAUCCAACGCCAUAGCGACAACAACAACCUCGGACUCGACACGUGUGACGCCGCCCAAGGCUUCUGUCUCGGCUUCCUAUCAGCAGCAGCCGUUUCCGUCGCCACUGAUACGGUGAGCUUCCGGCAACACGUCUCGAACGCCAUCCGGCUGGCGGCAUGCAUCGGCGCCGUCAUCGACGUCGAGGACUUGGCGCACGCGGCGUCUGAUACCGUCGUUGCCGUGUCGGUCCGGUGCAAGACGCCGCAAGACCGGGCCCAUCUGGAUUCCUGUUUGGAGAUUCUGCCCAGGGCCUAUAUAUCGUGCAUCACGGACGACAAGACUCUGACCGUCACUCUGCCGCAGGGCAGCCAAGAGACGCUGAGCUCGCUCCUGAAAGAGGCCGGCAUUACGGUCGUCCCCGUCGGCAUCCGGGGCCGCUACCACAACCAGGAGCACAGCCGGGCGGCCGAGAGGCUCGCAAGAGUCUGUGCCGAGCACGGUGAUCUGCAGCUCCCUGGGGCCGACAAGUUGCUGCUGCCGCUGAGAUCGACGGCGACCUCGGAGGUCAUCGAGACGGGAUCUCUGCACGACAUCGCCAUCCAGCUCAUCCUCUGCCGACGCGCCCACUGGUUCCAGACAGUCAAGAAGACCAUUGGCAACGGGGAGCAUCACCAGUUGUUGAGCUACGGUACGGAACCGUGUGUACCUCCGUCGUUGGCUCGCAAGAGCAAAUCCAACGGCACGGCAACCGGCGGCGCAGCAGUAUCAUCAUCCGACAAGGACGACGAGAUCGCCGUCGUGGGAAUGGCGUGUCGGUUCCCGCGGUCCGAGAACCUCGAGACCUUUUGGCAGCUCCUCGCCGAUGGCCAGACGGCCCUCGGCACCAUGCCGGCUGACCGCUUCGACCCGGCGACGCUGACGCGCGAGCCACGGCUGGCCAACUUCUAUGGCAACUUCAUCGACGCGCCCGACGCCUUUGACCACAGGUUCUUUGGCAUCUCGGGCCGCGAGGCCAAGUCCAUGGACCCCCAGCAGCGGCUGGCGCUGCAGGUCGCCUACGAAGCGCUCGAGUCGGCGGGGUACGGCGGGGGUGCCGGUUCCGGUACCGGCGGCGACGGCAUCAAGUCCACCGGACCGAAUGUCGGGUGCUACCUCGGCGUGGGCAGCGUCGACUACGACGCCAACGUGGCCGCGCGCGACGCCAACGCCUUUGCGGCGACGGGCACGCUGCGCGCCUUCAUCAGCGGCCGCGUGAGCCACUUCUUCGGCUGGGACGGGCCCUCGCUGACCAUGGACACGGCGUGCUCGUCCUCGGCCGUCGCCAUCCACACGGCCCGCCGCGCCUUGCUGGCCGGCGAGUGCGCCAUGGCGCUGGCCGGUGGCGUUAACGUCAUCACGAGCCCCGCGUUGCACCAGAACCUCGCCGCCGGCUCGUUCCUCAACACCUGCGGGUCGUCCAGGGCCUUUGACGACGGCGCGUCCGGCUACUGCCGGGGCGAGGGUGCCGGCAUCCUCGUGCUGAAGCCGCUCUCCAGGGCCGUGGCCGACGGCGACCGCGUGUUGGGCUUGCUGGCCGGGUCAGCCGUGAACCAGAACUCGAACCGCAGCCCCAUCACGGUGCCCGACUCGUCGUCCCAGGGCAGCCUUUACCGGCGCGUGCUGGACGAGGCGGGCAUCCAGCCUCACGAGGUGACGUACGUUGAGGCGCACGGAACGGGAACCAAGGUCGGCGAUCCGAUCGAGUACGAAAGUGUCCGGAGCACCUUUUCCGGUCCCCUCCGUACGGGUCCCGUGUACCUCGGCUCCGUCAAGGACAACAUCGGCCAUGCCGAGGCGGCCUCGGGCGUGGCUGGCGUCAUCAAGACGCUGCUCAUGAUGCAGCACCAGACAAUACCCAAGCAGGCCAACUUUUCCCGCCUCAACCGGACCAUCAAAGUCUUGCCGGGCGACGCCGAUGACGUCGUCGUGCCUGAGAGCACCCUUGCAUGGACGACGACCACGACGACAGAGAGGCGAGCUGCCCUGGUUAACAACUACGGCGCAGCCGGGAACAACGCUGCCAUCCUCGUGCGGCAAUACACCCCAGCCCCAUCGACUCGCCAGUCCAUCUCGUCGCCGGUUUCAUCGUCAACAGCCUACCCCAUCGCCCUCUCCGCCAAGUCGGAGACCAGCCUGAGGUCGUACAUGGACGUGCUGAAGGGCUUCCUCCUGGACAGGGACGAGGACGGGAACCCGCGCCGCCCCCUUGCCUCCGUGGCAUACCACAUCGCCCGGGCUCACAACCCAGCUUUUGACCGCCGCGUCGCCAUUGUCGCGCACGACGCCCAAGAUGCGGCGGCCGCCCUCGCCACGGCCAGCCCCGCCGUCGUCGCGGCCAAGAAACCUGUGGUUCUCUGCUUUGGCGGCCAGACCGGACGCACCGUUUCCGUCUCCAAGGCGCUCUACGACGACAGCGACCUGUUCAAGAGUCACCUAGACAAAUGCGAGGCCACCUGCCGCACCCUCGGGGUCAGCAUCUACCCGGCCAUCUUUCAGAACCAGCCCGUCGAUGACACGGUCACGCUCCACUGCAUGCUCCUCUCGCUGCAGAUCUCGUGCGCCCAGAGCUGGAUCGACAGCGGGCUGCAGGUCGACACCCUUAUCGGCCACAGCUUCGGCCAGCUCACCGCCCUCUGUAUCGCCGGGUCCCUGGACCUCCACGACACCUUCCGCCUCGUUGCCGGCCGCGCCCGCCUGCUCCGCGACUCCUCGGCCAUUCUCCAGGACCGCGGCGCCAUGCUGGCCGUCGAGUGCGACGCCGCCGACAUCGACGACAUCGUGACCGGCGUGAGGAUGACCGCAGCUGGUCACCGCGUCGACAUCGCGUGCUACAAUGGUCCCCGGAACUUUGUCCUCGCCGGCGACGUGGCCUCUAUCGCCGCUGCCACCGAUCGCUGUCGCCUCCACGGCCGCGUCAAGACGACCAAGUUGCAGAACGACCACGCCUACCACUCUUACCUGACGGACGCCAUCCUGCCCGACCUGCGGGAGCUGGCCGCCUCCGUUACAGUCCGGCCACCCCGCAUCCGCGUCGAGACCUGCACGGCUGACGCCUCAUGGCCAUCGUCCUUUGGCCCGGACGAGAUUGUCGAGCACACUCGGCAGCCCGUCUUCUUUGACCAGGCAGUCGCCCGCAUUGCCGCCAGACUCCCCUCGGCCGUCUGGCUCGAGGCGGGCUCCGCCACGCCCAUCAUCCCCAUGACCCGGCGCGUCCUCUCUUCCACGACGACGACGACGAAGACGACGACGCAGAUCAAUCCCCGUUCUGCCGACGUCUUCAUCCCCGUACAACUCGGCACGACCGUCGACGCCGCGGCCCAGCUGGCCAAGGCCACUUGCGACCUGUGGACCGCCGGCUCGCCCGCGCAGUACUGGCUAUUCCAUUCGUCAUCGAGCCAUCGCUAUCAGGAGGAUUUCAACGUGCCGCCGUACCAGUUCGAGAAGUCGUCGCACUGGUUGCCGUUUGAGGCGCCGGUGCCGGCGCCCGUCGCUACCGGUGCCAAGCCCGAGGCUAUCUCCACUCCCAGCCCCGAGUCCGAGCCCGAGUCCGAGUCCGAGACCCACUUCCCUCCCGGCUUCGUCACGCGAGUCCACCCGGGCGACGCGGCAGUGCCGGGCGAGCACCUGUUUGUCGUCGACACCCAGGGACCACUUUUCCAGCUUGCCGCACGCGGCCACGCCGUCACGGGCCAGAGCAUCUGCCCGGCGUCCAUGUUUGUCGAGAUGGUGGCCCGGGCUACGAUGCUCGUGCCCAAGAAGCCCUUGACACGCCGUGGUGGUGGUGGUGGUGCGCAGGUUCCCUCGCUGAGCGACCUGACUAUGUCGGCCCCGCUGGGCAUCGGAAACAGCCAAACGACCGUCAUCCGUCUUCGCGAGACGGGCCCGGACGCGUGGGCGUUUGCCAUCAUCAGCCAGGCCUCGGCGAGCGACCCCCGCGGCGCCACGCAGCACGCCAGCGGAACCUUUGCUUGGACGGGCGCUGACGACGCCGCCGCCGCGAAGCGCCUGCAGCUGCUUGGCCGCCUGGGUUCCUCGCAGCUCAAAACGGCGACGUCGUCGGCGACGUCGACGGCCGCCAUCAGCGGCGCCAUGGUGUAUAAGUGGUUCGCCGAGGUGGUCGACUACGCCGACUACUACCGCGGCGUGCAGAGCGUGUCGGCCGACGACGGCAACCGGGCCGUGGGACGCGUCGCAAUGCCGGCGCGGCGCCCGCCGCCGCUGGCGGACGCCGGCGUGUGCGAUCCCAUCACGCUCGACAACUUCCUGCAGGUGGCCGGCAUCCACUGCAACUGCCUGUCGGACCGCGAUAAGGCGGCGGUGCUCAUGUGCACGUCGGUCGACGAGAUUGUCUUCUCGCCCAACUUCCUCGCCGCAGACAAGAGGAGCGACGAUGAUGAGUGGGUGGUGUACACGCGCUUCGACGACGACCCCAAGCAGCCCAAGACGCGGACCAACGACAUCUUUGUGUGCGAGGCGGCCUCGGGAAACAUCGUCGUGGCCGUUCUUGGCGCGACGUUCCAUAGUGUUCCGUUCCGGUCGCUGGCAAAGAGCCUCGGCAGGCUGAACGCGGUCGUACCCGAGUCAGUGCCCGUGUUGCAGUCCACCAAGCCCGUCAUUCCCGACUUGGACGAUGCCGCCGCCGACUCUGGCUACUCCUCGACGGAUCUGGUCUCUCAGGCGUCGGACGUGGAUAAGACGGAAACCCACGUAGGCGUCUUCUUGUCUGCUGCUGGUGAUGAUCAUGAUACAGCUGCUUCAUCAACAACAACAACAACAACAACAACAGCAACGUUUGUCGACACCCUGGCCAAGGUGCGCGCGCUUCUCAGCGACAUGAUUGAGAUACCUGUCGACGAGGUGACGCCGGUGACGACGCUUGAGGAGCUCGGCAUCGACUCGCUGCUUGUCACCGAGGUACUGGCUGAGAUCCAGAAGCAGUUUGGCGUACAGCUGUCUCAGGAGCAGUUCGCCGGGUGCGACCAUGUGCGCGACGUGGCCACACUGCUGCAGCCCGUUGCCGCUGCCGCUGCUGAUGCCGAUUUCGACGCCGAUGAGGCUCAUGUCACGGUCAAGACGCCGGCGAUGCCGCCCUCGGUCUCACACGGUUCUUCGUCGAUUGCUACUUACCCUCACCCUAAGCAGACUCCCGGACUUCCAAACCUCGCUUCCAUCGGCCACGACGCCUUCACCCGGUGCCUCUCCUCGUACGACACGCACGCCGACGCGGCGGCUUACACCGACUUCUACUCCCGAGUCUUCCCCAUCCAGUCCGAGCUCGUCGUGCAGUACGUGCUGACGGCCUUCGCCCAGCUGGGCUGUGACCUCGCCCGUCUCGGCCCAGGGGACAUCCUGCCGGCCGUCGACCACCAGCAGAAACACUCCAAGGUCGUUACACAGCUGCACCAGAUCCUCGUCGACGCCGGCCUGGCCACCAAAGACGGCUUCCCUCACGCGGGCGCGGGCUCGACCACCUACCGGCGCACCGCGAUGCCUCUGCCCACCACGCCCGCGCCCGUGCUGAUGGAGCGCCUGCUGCGGCAGUUCCCGCAGCACGCCUCCGAGACGAAGCUCCUCUACUCUACCGGCAGCCGGCUGGCCGAGUGCCUCACCGGCCGGGCCGAGCCCGUGUCCCUCAUCUUCCAGGACGCGGCCGCGCGCGCCCUCCUCGCUGACGUCUACACCAACGCGCCCAUGUUCAAGACGGGCACCCUGCAGCUGGCCGAGUACCUCUCGUCCAUCGUCUCGGCGCUCGCGGGCAAGGGCCGGCGCCCACUCAGGAUCCUCGAGCUCGGCGCCGGCACCGGCGGCACUACCAAGAGCGUCAUCGAAACUCUGAUCGCCAUCGCUCCCGCCGGCGGCGCAGCAGCAAACUUCACCUACACCUUCACCGACCUCUCGUCGUCACUGGUGGCCGCCGCCCGCCGCCGGUUCGCACAGUGGUCCUCCUUCAUGGAGUACAAGGUCGUCGACGUCGAGAAGGACCCGGCGCCCGAGUUCCUCGGCGCCUACGAUGUGAUCCUGUCGACCAACUGCAUCCACGCCACGCGCGACCUGGUCGCAUCGACGGGCAACAUCCGCCGGAUGCUCCGCCCCGACGGCUUGCUGUGCCUCGUCGAGCUCACGCGCAACCUGUACUGGUUCGAUCUCGUCUUUGGCCUGCUCGAGGGCUGGUGGCUCUUCGAGGACGGCCGGCAGCACGCGCUGGCGGGCGAGGAGAGAUGGGAGCAGGCCCUGCGGAAGGCCGGCUUCGAGUGGGUUGACUGGAGUCGCAGUUCGACCAGGGAGUCGGAGACGUUGCGAGUCAUCACCGCCUCGGCGCAUAACCCGGUCCCGGCCAAGGCUCCGGCCCCGGCUCCGGUUCUCGCCCAUAACCCCUCGACAACACAGCAAGGCGUUCAAACGAUCCUGUUCAAGGAUGUUGACGGCGUCCAGCUCCACGCCGAUAUCUACUACCCCGAGGCGGCGGUAGCGUCGGGCAGGAAGCUUCCUGUAGCCCUCAUGAUCCACGGCGGCGGCCACAUCAUGCUUUCUAGGAACGACAUCAGGCCCCGGCAGACUGACAUGCUUCUCAAGAGCGGCUUUCUUCCCGUCAGCGUCGACUACCGCCUCUGCCCCGAGGUCACCCUCGCCGAGGGCCCCAUGACAGACGUGGUCGACGCCCUCUCCUGGGUCCGCAACGUUCUCCCGUCCCUCCUCCGCCCCGGCUUCUCCAUCGACACCAACCAGGUCGUCGCCGUCGGCUGGUCCACGGGCGGUCAUCUGGCAAUGACGCUCGCGUGGACCUCACUCGCCCGCCAGGUGGCGCCCCCCGCGGCCAUCCUCGCCUUCUACAGCCCCCUCGACUACGAAGACGACUUCUGGAUGCAUCCCAACCUGCCAAGAGGAGCCACCUCGGACUCGGCCGAGUCUUUCCCUCUCGACGCCCGCAUCUGGGACGGCGGCGUGUUCGAUACGGCCCGCGUAGAGUACCGUGUGGCCCCGGCCAAACGCGCCCUCGGCGGCUGGAUGGCCGCCUCGGAUCCCCGCAGCCGGCUGGCCCUACACAUGAACGCCCAAGGCCGCACGCUACACGUGCUGCUCAACGGGCUGGACAAGACGACGCGCCAGCCGCCCGCGGCGCCGACGAGCGCCGAGAUCGCGGCCGUCAGCCCACUGGCGCGGGUGAGGGCUGGCCACUACACAACGCCUACCUUUAUCAUCCACCCGCGCGAAGACGACCUGAUCCCCUGGCAGCAGGCGGACCGGACGUGGCGGGCGUUGAGGGACCGCGGCGUCGAGGCCGAGCUGAGGCUUGUCGAGGGCGUGCCGCACCUGUUUGACCUGGCGAGGACGAUGGACGACGCUGCUGAGCGGGCUGUGGUUGAGGGGUACGAGUUUCUGUGUCGACAUGUGGGCGUGAGUCUGCGAUUGUGACGCAUAUGUCUGGCCUUGGCUGUUGGCUGACCGAAGUGCUUUCUGCUGGGUUUGUGUGUGUUUCUAUUGUUUUUCUUGGUUUUUACCGGGUUUCCAGUAUUGUUUUGCUCAUGUACAUAUGCACGGUUGAUGUUGAGAUUUCCGUCUGCCCGAGUUUUCUUGUCUGUUUGUAUCGGCCUUUUUGUUAGUUUCAUUUUCUGUCCAAGACUUAUGAUAAUGGCCCUCUUGACGUUAUUCUUUUAUUCUCCGUCUAGAUUCUAGAUCCUGGUUCGCUACAUACUAGACCUCUUUCUGAAAUGAUUCGUCUUUAUUGUAUAGAAUGUACGUAUACAUAGAUAUCUUU
This is a messenger RNA of Colletotrichum destructivum, 8253 nucleotides long. Its product is annotated as Putative Acyl transferase domain superfamily, phosphopantetheine binding ACP domain, thiolase. The record is from RefSeq and is a predicted model, not a curated record. The transcript is spliced from 5 exons. Gene Ontology annotation, molecular function: fatty acid synthase activity; phosphopantetheine binding; 3-oxoacyl-[acyl-carrier-protein] synthase activity. Bases 150 to 7910 code for a protein of 2586 amino acids. NCBI's taxonomy places the organism in Eukaryota, Fungi, Ascomycota, Sordariomycetes, Glomerellales, Glomerellaceae. Gene Ontology annotation, biological process: fatty acid biosynthetic process; secondary metabolite biosynthetic process.